AUGUCCCCUUAUGCGGUGCAUUCGCAGCCUCGAGACUCCCUAGAGCUUGCGUCGCUGGCGAGCUCGAGCAUGAUAGAUGGCGGUGCGGCAUCAGAGGUGUCGUCCAGGCCGAGCAUCUCGUCCUCACGGAGGCUGUCGCUGGUGGAGGCAGAGGAUCCCCUCGACGACGGCAACGACGCCGGAAGAGUAGGGCGGUCGUAUUCGGUAUCUUCGACAUUUGACUUUGCUGCGAAUUUGUUUCCCUUGAGCUCGACCGCCGGGGCGGGAGCGUACGCGCCAAUUGGGGCCCCGACUUCUGGUGCGCGGUCCGGCGGCGCGCUGGGAGGAGCCUCGCUGGAGAAGCACAAGACGUUGACUUACCUGAACGGGCUGUCGCUCAUCAUUGGCCUCAUCAUUGGAUCGGGGAUAUUCUCGUCGCCGAGUCAAAUCAGCUCCAAGGUCGGCUCGCCCGGGGCUGCGAUAGUGGUCUGGGUGGUUGCCGGGGUUCUGGCCUGGACCGGCGCGGCGUCGUAUGCCGAGCUGGGCGGCGCAAUACCGCUGAAUGGCGGCGCGCAGGUCUACCUCGCAAAGACGUUUGGCGAGCUGGCUGGGUUCUUGUUCACCUGGACCGCCGUGUUGGUGCUGAAGCCUGGAAGCGCUGCCAUCAUCGCCAUCAUCAUGGGGGAGUACUUUGUGCGGGCUGUCGUCGGCGCCGACGCACAAGCUGUCAACCCGUGGUUCAGCAAGUCGGUGGCGCUGCUGGCAAUCUUGGCAGUCACUUGCUUCAACUGCAUUUCUACGCGGAUGGGCACGCGCAUCAACGACGUGCUCAUGUUCUUGAAGUUUGUGGCAUUGCUAUUCGUUACAGUGGUCGGUGUUGUGGUUGCCGUGAAGGGAUAUACGUUCAACGGCGAGGAGGACACGGCCUGGAAGCCACGGGACUGGUUCAACAAUACCUCAUUUGACCUGUCGGACUGGGCUAUUGCAUUGUACGGAGGCCUGUGGGCGUACGACGGGUGGGACAACACGAACUAUGUUGUUGGCGAGUUCCGAAAUCCUCGCCGGGAUCUCCCGCGAGUCAUCCACUCGGCCAUGCCACUGGUCAUUGUGAGCUACGUGCUUGCCAAUGUGGCCUACUUUCUCGUGCUGCCCGUCGAGCAGGUCAACGGUUCCAACACCGUGGCGGUCAUGUUCGGAUCCCAGGUGUUUGGAUCCGUCGGUGCCAUGGUCGUCGCCCUGAUGGUCAGCGCAAGCUGUCUCGGCGCCCUCAACUCUUCCACCUUUACCGCAGGUCGGCUGGUCUACGUUGCGGGCAAGGAGGGCUACAUCCCGAGUCUGUUUGGCAAAAUCGGCAUGCACAUGCGGGGGGACCACAGCUUGUCGACCCAGCGGACCCGAAACUGCUUCUCCAAAAAGAUGCACGGCCUCGUUGGAGACGGCGAGAUGGGCCUCUUCUUCACGCCCAUCUACGCCCUACUCCUCAACGGCUUCAUCACCGCCGGAUACUGCGUCGUCGGCGAGUUCCCCACGCUCGUCACCUUUUACGGCGUGGCCGGAUACACGUUUUACUUUUGCACGGUCCUCGGCCUCGUCAUCCUCCGCGUCCGAGAGCCGGGACUCGAGCGCCCAUACAAGACGUGGAUCACGACGCCCAUCAUAUUCUGCUGCGUCAGUCUCUUCCUCCUCAGCAGGGCCGUCUUUGCGCGGCCGGUCCAAACUCUGGCCGUGGUCGGCUUUGUCGUGGCAGGCGUCCCCGUGUAUUUUUGGCGCGUCCGGGGCAGGGGCACGCCUCGGAAACAGGGCAGCGAUCAAGGGCACCGGCCGUGGUGGCGGUUCUGGAAAGUGAAGAGCUGA
This is a messenger RNA of Metarhizium album ARSEF 1941, 1833 nucleotides long. RefSeq names its product Amino acid/polyamine transporter I. The coding region runs from base 1 to 1833 and encodes 610 amino acids. The record is from RefSeq and is a predicted model, not a curated record. The transcript has 2 exons. NCBI's taxonomy places the organism in Eukaryota, Fungi, Ascomycota, Sordariomycetes, Hypocreales, Clavicipitaceae. Gene Ontology annotation, molecular function: L-amino acid transmembrane transporter activity. Gene Ontology annotation, cellular component: membrane. Gene Ontology annotation, biological process: amino acid transmembrane transport.